AUCACCAUGAGCAGCUCGGACACGAUGGGCCUUGCACCCUCUCUGCUAUGGAGCACGACGCAGGCGACUUGCAUGGUCGGCUCAAUCAUGUUUGUGGCCGCGCUCUGGCUACGACACAUGCGCAAGCUUCAUGGUGGAACACCGACGAGCAGCAAGCUUGCCAAUGCGUCGGACCACGACCGUAUGGAACCGAUGGUCGAUGGUCAGCACGCCAACGACAUCUUUGGCUGCGGGCUCACGCUUCGCGAUGCGCUCAACCCGGUGUCGUCGAUCGACUUUAACACGCAGCUGCCAAUCCCGAUCGAGACACCGCUCUUCCACGGCAAGGCGUACGUCUUGCUGCGCGACCCGCGCGGCGAUCCACGCUGGGACCCGCUCUUUGAAGGCAAGCAACGACGUGUGUGGGUCAUGGUCCAAGGCCAGUUCAAGCGCGAGCCCAAAGGCACCGUGUACCUCGCCGGCGAGCUGCCACGCACGAUGGUGCUAAGCAUGUGGACCAAGGCGUGGGCGGGCAUGAUCAUAGCGUCGGUCAAGACACUCAUCGGCAAGCUUCACUUCUCGUUUGGCGAUGACAUCGAGUCACCGCAUGUCGCACUGCCGCUGUACCAGAGCGCAGAUCAACUCGUGGCGACGCCACUCGAGGACGUGCCGCCAAAGCUUGGCAUGGACAGCUGGGGCGAGUCGCCAGCAGACCAGAAGGCGCGCAAGGCAACGCCCGUUGGCGACGAGGUCUUCCGCACCGAUAGGAUCUACUCGUUCCAGUUCCACACCAUGUACGUCGACUUGCCGUCGUGGAACCUCGUGAACCUUCCGGGCAUCCAUGACGUGGGCUUGCAGCACUUUUUCGGCGACAUGUCGCUGCGCCUCAGCAUGUACGAGCACACGCCGCGGCCAAACGAGGUCGCGCACAUUACCAAGGAGUACUGCUUUGCAUGGGACGUUGCCCGCGGCCCGGCACCGAAGGCAGCGCCAGCGUCGGGCGACUGCUGCCCGGUGCACGACACGUCGUUUGCGGGCGUCGAGUUUGACCUGUGGAUGUGGCUCGAGUACUUUGAUGCGACGACGGACAUGCGCCAUCUUGCCUACGUGCUGCGCGUGCGCCUCGCCGACUCCAAGGUCUACACGGUCAUCUUGCCGUCCGAGGCCGUAUUGGCCAUCUUCGCUGCCAACCACGACGCGUCACCGCUGCUGACGCGCGCGCGCAUGGACGCGUACGCUGCGAUUGAAGACCAAGCGCUCGAGGUAGGUCGACGCCUCCAGAGCAUUGCGUACGGCGGCACCGCAGCCGCCAAGGCCGAGCUCUACCACUGGCUCACGACGCCGAGCCCGAUGACGCUCGCGGCCGCCAACUCGGACAAGGCCCUCGGCGUGAGCCUCUGGCCGUGGCGACGAGCCGGUAUGAACGUCUGCAAGGAAGGGAGCGGGUACCGUAUCCUGAGCGACACGUGCUUGCGCCAAGAGUACCUCAUCUUGACGUCGACGUCGCUGCAGUUUUACCGCACCUACGCGUCGUCGCCGCUCCGAAAGGUGCCAAUUAGCCACAUGACGCACGUCGGCUGUCGCUACCUCAACGACCUCUUCGUGCUCGAGCUCCAUACGUGGACCGAAGUGCUGUACGUGCACGUCCCGGACCCUCUCUCGUGGCAGGUCGCGAUCCAAGACCUCUGCGACCGGAGUCCGCUGCGCACAUGUGCCGCGGCGCUGCAGAUGACUGCGUGGACGCCGUUCAACGCACUCACGUACGAAGGGUACCUCGUGCUCAACUCGCGCAAGAUCGCUUACGACGUGGCGACGACCAUCGUCUCGGUCGAUCCGUGUCUUGUGGCAGAGGCCGCCGUCGUCGCCGGUGCACGCGUCUGGAGUGCGCGCACGCGGGCGCACAAGCUCGCCUUCCAGCUUGCGGUGCAAGAGCUCCGGUGCGUGGACUUGAGCCUCCUCGAGUCCUCCGAGCACAAACUUGCGUUCUACUUGAACGCAUACCAAGUGCUGCUCAUGCAUCUGCACCUCGCGAUCCCCGAGCCCACGAGCGUGUGCAUGCACCAAGUCAUGUACGAGGUCGGCGUCCAGAAACUCAUGCUGUCGCUCGCGGAGCUCGAGCACGUCAUGUUGCGCGGCGGUCUAUGCGCCGUCGAGGAUGCGCCGUACCUCGAGUUUGUGCCGCAGAAAGCCGCGUACCCGCCGGCGUACAGCGCGGUCGCGUGCAGCAACCGCGACUUUCGGCUCAGCGCGGCGCUCUGCAGCCAUCGCGACGACAAGGUGGUCGUGGUCUACGCACCGACUCGUGUGCACGACCAGCUCAACUCGGUCGUGUCUUCGUACUGGCAGGCGCGCGUCGUCGUGGGCAGUGUGUCGCUGCAACUGCCGCUGUCGUGCAAGUGGUUUCGCACCGAUUUCGGCGCCGACGACCGGCUCGUGCGCAAGCUCCUCGGUUUCCUCUCGGACGACCAGCGCAGCGACGUCGUCCGCCUCCUCGAGGCGCCCACUAAUUUAUAUCCCGAGUUCAAAGACGGAGCCAAAGCCGCGCCGCACGGCUUUUCUAUUUAGUCGCGUCCUUCUUAGUCGUGCGCAGUAAAUGGUCUGCUUGCAACAGCAACUAACUAUAGUAUGUGAAC
Messenger RNA from Saprolegnia parasitica CBS 223.65, 2612 nucleotides. RefSeq lists its product as hypothetical. The coding region runs from base 7 to 2544 and encodes 845 amino acids. The record is from RefSeq and is a predicted model, not a curated record. Lineage: Eukaryota; Oomycota; Saprolegniomycetes; Saprolegniales; Saprolegniaceae. The transcript has a single exon.